AACAUCAUUCGUUUGUUUGAAUCGGCAACAUGAAACUCUUGGCAGUGACUCUAUUGGCUUUCGCCGCGGUCGUCUCCGCGAGGAACAUCGACCUCGAGGAUGUGAUCGACCUCGAAGACAUCACCGCCUACGAUUAUCACACCAAGAUUGGAAUUCCUUUGGCCGAGAAGAUCCGUGCAGCUGAGGAGGAAGCUGAGCGCAACCCAUCCAGAAUUGUCGGUGGCUCUACUUCCAGUCUCGGUGCAUUCCCUUACCAGGCUGGUCUUCUCGCUACCUUCGCUAGCGGACAGGGUGUCUGCGGUGGUUCUUUGCUUAACAACAGGAGGGUUCUUACCGCCGCUCACUGCUGGUUCGAUGGUCGCAACCAGGCUAGGAGUUUCACAGUUGUCCUCGGCUCAGUGCGCCUGUUCAGCGGUGGCACCAGACUGAACACCGCUAGCGUGGUCAUGCACGGCAGCUGGAACCCUAACCUCAUCCGCAACGACAUCGCCAUGAUCAACUUGCCUUCCAACGUUGGUACUUCUGGUAACAUCGCUCCUAUCGCCCUGCCCUCUGGAAACGAGCUGAACAACAACUUCAACGGUUUCACUGCUACUGCAUCUGGCUUCGGUCUUGCCCGUGACGGUGGAAGUGUCGAUGGCAAUCUGAGACACGUUAACCUGCCCGUGAUCACCAACGCCGUAUGCAGUCAGACCUUCCCCGGUCUCAUCCAGGCAUCCAACAUCUGCACCAGCGGUGCCAACGGCAGAAGCACUUGCCAGGGUGACUCCGGCGGUCCUCUUGUGGUGAACAGCAACAACAGACGCAUCUUGAUCGGUGUGACCUCUUUCGGAUCUGCCCGUGGUUGCCAAGUCGGAGCUCCAGCUGCCUUCGCUAGAGUUACCUCUUUCAUCAGCUGGAUCAACCAACGUCUUUAAGAAACAUAACGAAACCUUGACUGAAACCUGUGAUGUAUAUUUACUUACCUAAAAUAAAAUUAACAUAAUUAUUAAAACGAAAA
Messenger RNA from Helicoverpa armigera (cotton bollworm), 1000 nucleotides. Its product is annotated as collagenase-like. The record is from RefSeq and is a predicted model, not a curated record. Gene Ontology annotation, biological process: proteolysis. Bases 30 to 917 code for a protein of 295 amino acids. Gene Ontology annotation, molecular function: serine-type endopeptidase activity. The transcript has 4 exons. Lineage: Eukaryota; Metazoa; Arthropoda; Insecta; Lepidoptera; Noctuidae.